This is a messenger RNA of Crotalus tigris (Tiger rattlesnake), 5054 nucleotides long. It is a transcript of the gene HUNK, whose product is annotated as hormonally up-regulated Neu-associated kinase. The transcript is spliced from 10 exons. The coding region runs from base 775 to 2865 and encodes 696 amino acids. Gene Ontology annotation, cellular component: cytoplasm. Gene Ontology annotation, biological process: intracellular signal transduction; protein phosphorylation. Gene Ontology annotation, molecular function: protein serine/threonine kinase activity; ATP binding. Lineage: Eukaryota; Metazoa; Chordata; Lepidosauria; Squamata; Viperidae. The record is from RefSeq and is a predicted model, not a curated record.
GGAAUAACGGGGAAGAGUCACCCGAACUUCAAGAUCUCGGUCGUUGUCGAUUUUCAUUAUUUCUUUCACUGCAUCUGCGCCUAACCGACCGAUCGGAUUACAUUUACGGUAAAUUCAGCCUGAAUGAAGUCUUUGCUCCCCGUUCCCCCUCCCUCCUCACCAGCUGGAGGGGAAAGGCGCCCCAAGCAGCGGCGCUGGGGAAGAGAGCGAGGCAGCUAGCUAACCAGGCACGAUGCGAGAGGGAGGGGACAAGUGAUCGACAGAUCCAAUGAGGAACCGGCAGCCAACUGGCUUCCAAGGAGGCUGGAGACAAUUGAUCUGCGGGAGCUGGCUCGGAUUCCCUCUUCAACGUGAGGAGGAGGAGAAGCCUUAGCUUUGUGGCUGUGCUGCUCGCCCUAGCUGAGCCCGGAGCUUCGUGGUCGCCGCAGCUACCCUGGAAUCUCGACAAACCCAGGCUGGCCGCCCGGAGAAAUCGAUUCCUGGCUUCCCCCUCCCCGCCUCUUUUUCGGCUUGUCCUUAUUUCAUUUUGACUAAGAAGCAAAGCGCUCCAGACCGUCGUUCAACUCCCCACGUGGACUCCCAGGUGCUGAUCACAUUGGCGAGCUGGUGCUGCAGACUUGAAGCAGCAGCAACCGCGGAGAGCGGCGGCUUUGCAGAGGAGUUCCUCGGUGCCGCCGCCGUUUAGCCGAGGGGUGCAAGUUGCGGGAAGGGGCCAAGGGGAGAGACGCAGCCCGUGCUUUCGCUUCGGGACGCGGCGGUUGCAGCAAGAGCAGGAUGCCGGCGGCUGCUGGCGACGGGCUUUUGAGUGAGCCCACGGCGGCGAGCUUCGGCGACGACGAACCUACGACGCCUCCCCUCAGCCCGGAGGGGACCUUCCUGGCCGCCUGGGUCAACGCUUCGGCCUCCCGGGAGCGCAUCCGAGAAUUCCAGCACACCCAGCGGGUCGGCAGCUACCUGAUCGGCCGGAAGUUGGGAGAAGGCUCCUUCGCCAAAGUGCGAGAAGGGUUGCAUGUUGUGACCGGAGAAAAGGUGGCAGUGAAGGUUAUUGAUAAAAAAAGAGCCAAAAAGGACACCUAUGUGACCAAGAAUCUGAGACGGGAAGGCCAGAUCCAGCAAAUGAUUCGUCAUCCCAACAUUGCUCAACUGCUGGAUAUCUUGGAAACUGAAAAUAGUUACUACCUUGUCAUGGAACUAUGCCCAGGAGGCAACUUAAUGCACAAAAUCUAUGAGAAGAAGCGGUUGGAAGAGCAUGAAGCACGCAAAUAUAUCAGACAACUUAUAUUAGCAGUUGAGCAUCUACAUCGGGCAGGGGUUGUUCACAGAGAUCUGAAGAUAGAAAACCUUCUGCUAGAUGAAGACAACAAUAUCAAGCUUAUUGACUUUGGUUUGAGCAAUUGUGCAAGUAUCCUUGGCUACACUGAUCCAUUCAGCACCCAAUGCGGUAGUCCUGCUUAUGCAGCACCAGAACUUCUUGCAAGGAAGAAAUAUGGUCCCAAAAUAGAUGUUUGGUCCAUUGGUGUGAAUAUGUAUGCAAUGUUGACUGGGACACUACCAUUUACUGUUGAACCAUUCAGUCUGAGAGCUUUGUACCAGAAGAUGAUAGACAAAGAAAUGAAUCCAUAUCCUACUCAGCUUUCUACAGCAGCUGUAAACUUCUUAAAAAUUCUACUAGAACCAGAUCCUGCAAAGAGACCAAACAUCCAACAAGCAUUAGCAAAUCGUUGGCUUAGUGAGAAUGGGAAAGCACUGAAUAAUGUCACAUAUCCAAACAGAAUUCAUCUAGAAGACGUAAGCCAAAGCGUGCUGCUGUACAUGACAGAAAAGCUUGGCUAUAAGAAUAGUGAUGUGAUCAACACUAUUCUUUCAAACAGAGCUUGCCACAUGCUUGCCAUCUACAUCCUUCUUAAUAAGAAGCUAGAGCGCUAUACAACAGGCACAAAAAAAACUGAAGCUUCUGAUAAUAUGUGCACUAACCAGUUUUGUCGGUUAGAAAAAUACAAAUCCAAUAAGGAUUCCUAUGAGGACAAAAAAACCAAGGAGCAAGAAGCAAAAGGUGACCUUACUCAUCCAUUUCUGAAGAAAUCUGAGAAAAGUCUACCAACAUACAAAGAGCCUUCCUCCUGCCUUACAACGCAGAUGCAAAACAAAAAGUCUCUGCUAAGUGAUCGAAGAGCAAGUCAUGGAGGAUUGCCUGAAAGAGAUUCUCCUAGUAAUUUGAAUCCUUUCUAUGAAGGAGCAACGGGCAAGGUGGGCUGUGUCACCUCCUACUCUCUGGAAUACCUUGAAAUUCAGCAACCAGUUCCAAGAACCCCAAGACUUGGGAAACGGCAAGAUUCACCUCAACAAGAGCCCUCAAGUCCUGGCAGUCAGACUUUGGAUUCUCCUUUGAUUCUGAACAUUGUACAUUCUUUUGAAACUGGUGAUCGAGAGGAUCAGAUAGACCAAGUCUCUCCAUCUCAUCAGUAUCAAAUGCUUAGCUCACCAGUAAAUUUUGGUCGAAGAAGUUCCAGUGAAAGAACACUGUCUCCCCUCUUGCAGCCUGGGGGCACUUCUCCCAGUCCCACUAAAAGUCCAGGGCACCCCACUCAACUUUCAUUUACAUAUGAUGAAAAAAGCAGCUCUUUCAAAGAGGAAGCUGUCUCUCCAACGCAGCUGAAUGUCUCCAAUCCUUUGGGGAGCCCUAAUUGUGUGAAAAGUAGAGGCCGAUUCCCCAUGAUGGGCAUUGGACAGAUGAUGAGGAAAAGGAAUCAGUCAGUGGGAUCUCCCACAGAAAAGUCUCUGGAAGCAAGAAUGCCUCAGUUGCAACAAAUGAGCCCCACACAAAUUUCAUUCAGUAUCACAGAUCCUAUAAAUGGCCAGUGCUGAGCCAUUUUAAAAACCUCAAAUUAUUUAGUGCUGAUUUUGGAAACCCUUCCAUCGAAACUUACAUUCACUUUUUUUUCUGUACAGUUUGUCAUUGUAUCUAAUAAGAUAAUCAAAAGCCCAACUAUCGUGGCAUUUGCUCAUGCAGUUGACAAAAAGAUAAGUAUGUUAAGUGAUGUAAAGUGGUUUUUAAAACCUACAUAAUCUCACAUAGGUAGCGUUUGGCUGUAUUCUUAUAUUAUCUAUAUAAAUAUAUAUGUAAACAAGAACACUCCAGGUUAACAACAUGAUUAAAUGUUGAAAUAUUAAUUGGCUAGAAUGCUACUUUUACUUCUGAAGCUAUGAUUCUGAAUUUGUGCUUUUCUGACACCAGUGUUAUUCACCUCAUGGAGAGGAAGAAAAAAAUGUACCUUUUCCCCCUCUUUCUCAGACAAAUUUGUCUUCUUAGGUACAUCCAGGAGAAAAAAGAAAUGUAGCAAAAAGAACUUGGAAUAAAAACACAAAGUUACACAGAAUGAAACAUAGGGGAAAAAAGCAAUUUUUACUGUAUCUUAAGUAUUACAUCACUUAAAAUCUGUAUUUUUUCUAAAGAGAAGGCUGAUUUUCAAAGAGAUGCUACUGAACAGAGAUACAAUCAUCUUAAAAUAAGGAAAUCUGUUUUCAGUUUUUAUUUUCAUCAUGAGACUAGCCAUACUUUUAAAAAGGCUUAUCUUUUUUGUAUAGUUGUACUAUUUUGGUGAAACUGUCCAUAGAAAAGCUAUGUAAUUUCCGUUUUAGUAAAACAGUGUUAAAUAUACUUGAAAUUGUUGCUGGAAGACUUUGCACUGUAUUAAGAGGAUGUGAACCAUGAACAUAUCAGUUAGCCAUUUACAAAAGUAAUGAUCGGAAAUUUAGUUGAGUAUAAAAAAAAAAUCAACAAUAUCAUAAACCAGAAAGGCUAACUUUUGUGAAAAGCAAAUAUUUUCUGUAUUUUGCAGUUCUUUUUUUUUCCACAGUUUUAAAAAAUGUCAACAUAAGCAAAUAGGCUUCUGUGCAAAUAUUUGGCUGAAUUGUUGAUCAUAAUAAAAAAAUUAGCCUGGCACAACAGCAGAUUAUCACUAAUAAUGUGUACUUUCCCUCUUUGAGCAUGACAAUAUGGGGAUGAUAAUAUCUGACAAAUCAGAACUAAGUAUUUAUUCUGAUACUUGAUCUUUCUGACAUGUUAAGAAAGGCCAACAGCUUCCAGGAGAAAGCGGCUUAUUUAGCUUCAAGACUGGGCAAGCAUCUAGAGCCAUAGUGCUCCUUUUAAGUGAGUGAAGUUGUUCUCAUAUGGAUGAGCACAUCAAGAUGAAAGCACUACAGCUCAUUUUUUAUUCCAAAGGUGGUGGUGUGCAGGAGUAAAAAGAUACUCCCUUGUACAGGAAGAUCUCCAUAAUUACUAUCAUAGCUGUAAGGUAGCACUGUAUCCAGCUGCAAGCCCAGUCACUGGGAUCAGCUGUCUUAAAUGGCUGACAAGUGAUGAUGCCUGUCCUUUUGGGAGUACACAACUGGCCACAAAGGGAAACUUUUGAUAAUUACUGGUCACAAAGGGAAACUUCGAUGAUUAGAUGUUAGUCUGUAUGGAGAAAAUUCUCUAUAAAGAACAAAGUAGUAGUUGAGAAAAAUUUUAAGUUCUGUCCCUGAUUGGCAACAUUUCUGAGCAUUAGAAUAUUUUCCCUCAAUGAAUACACUUUCUUUCCACCUUUUGUGUCCACACAUGCCAUCUAGGAUUUUAUUUAUUUAUUUAUAUUCCACCUUUAUUGUUUUUUUUAUAAAUAACUCAAAACAAUGAACACAUCUGCUACUACUGCCUCCUCCUAAAAUCUGAAUUUACUAAAAUUACAAUUAAAUCUGCUUUUCAUGUUCUCAAGAAAGAACAGAAUGAAAGCAAGCUGUACUUCAGUGAACUGCUUUUGGUCAGAGCCAGGGUUGGAAAUAUUUCAGAAAAAAAGUUUCCGUAUGUCCAAACCACAUAUUUUAUUCCCCAUCAUAUAUAGAAAAGUUCAGUAGGGCUAAUAAUAAAAUCAGAGAAAUGCCAAUAUUCUUUGCUUUCCUCAUAUAGUCACCACUGUCUGGGCAACUUUAUUGGGCAAAAUGAUUACAGCCCUGCCAGUUUCCCACAAGCAAAGUUAAUGAGGAAGCCAGCAGGGAAGAUUGCAAGUCACUCUUUCUGC